CUGUUUUGCAUCACUCUGGAGGUGGAGCCUUCUCUGAGCAGUGCCUGUGAGUUCUGUCCUGCCAGUCUUGGGGGAGGAGCUGUAUUUUACCAGGCUGCAGCUGACAAGAAGCUUCAAGCCUUGGUUAAUAUCAGAGGUGCAUGUGACGUGGGAAGUCUGCAUGUGAUUCAACUUGAGCCUAGAAAGUCCUAUUUGGAAAUCUGCUAGCGUGAAGCUCAAGAUAUUUGGAUCUCACAUUGGAAGACCACCAUCAUCUACACGACAGAGAUUUCUUCCAGAGUUCUCUUAUUCAAACAACAUGUUCAAGUAACCUGGGGACAUAUUAUUUGUGGAAGAAAACAGUGCACAUAAGCCAUAAACUCUUUGUGGUUCUAAAUCAGAAAGAAACUUUAAUAAGACUUGUUUUGAUAGCAGUUGUAUUUGUAACCACAAGGCCAGCCAAUUUCUUUGUCUGCAAUACUAACUGCUUGGCACAGUAAUCGAAAUCAUAAUGGAUAAUGAAUAUGUCCUAUGUAAUUGGAAAGACCAAUUAUGGCCAGCAAAAGUUUUAUAUAGGUGUGUAACUCCAUUAGGCAGUAAGAAGAAAAAGACAUUUUCCCUAGGAGUUCAAAUACUUUCACUGGAUGAGAAAAUUACAGUGGAUAGCAAAGACACAAGAGCCCUAAGUGAAUGUGAAGUUAAAGCCAUUGUGUCCUCACUAGCAGUACAGUCAGAGGUCAAAGUUCUACCUAGAGAGGAGACAGUGUAUGAAAGAUCACUGAAAAUGGCACUGGAAAUUGUGAAAGAAAGAACAAAUCAGAGCCAAGAAAGCAUAUCAGAUGAAGCACAUACCUCGACAGCAGCUGAAAAUGUCAUAAAACAGCCACCUGAUUCACCUCCUCAUAAGAAGUUCCGGAGACUUAAGAGAAAAUUUCAGGAAGAAUCCGCUUUCAUGUUACUGUGCUCAGACAGUGAUGAUUCCCUGCCUGAUGAUAAAACGCAGGUGCACACAAGAAGUCAGAGUAGGUCAAGUGAAAUGGAAACCAAGUCAUCACAAAACCUAAGCUGGAGCCAAACUUAUUCUUCAUUUACAGACGAUGAUGAUAAUGAAGACAAAAAAAAGUUUGAUAUCUCAACAGUCAUGUCCCUAAAUUCAUCACUCAAAGAGGAAAAUGACUAUAUAAAAGAAGAAAAGUUUUCCCCAUCAUCAGAAGAUCUUGCUGUACUCAAAGAAGAAUCCCAGGAUGUCCCAGAUGUCCCAGCUGUUUCCUCUGAACGUGCCACCUCCUCAGAGAAUAAUGUGGAGGAUCCUGGAGAGGGCCCAUCAAAUCAGAAUCCAUGUUUCUAUGCCAGCCAAAGUCAGUCUUCUGUGGAAUCAGAAAUUGGUGCUGAAACAUCUGCUGCAGGGUGUUCAGGGGAAUGUCAGGUUUCACUACCUGCCUAUAAUCCAGUCAACAGUGAUCUACUAAUUCAGAGACUGGAUUUAGAAGACCUUGAGGAAGAAGCCCGGGCUUCUGGCAAGCUGUUGUCUCUACAUCCUGCUCUUGAAGCUGCGUUAGAAAAUGACGAUGAUGAGGAUGAAGACCUCCCACGCUUCAUUCUCUGUUAUGAGACACGGGCAUUUGAAACCGGAAUGAUAGUGUGGUUUAAAUAUCAAAAAUACCCAUUUUGGCCAGCAGUGAUAAAAAGUAUUAGGCGAAAAGAGAGGAAAGCAAGUGUGCUUUUGGUUGAGGCAAACAUGAAUCCUCAAAAGAAAGGUGUUAGAGUGUCUCUCAGAAGAUUAAAAAAAUAUGACUGUAAAGAGAAACAAGAACUAGUAGAGAAAGCUAGGGAGGAGUACCGUGAAAGUAUCGAUUGGUGUGUGUCACUGAUUUGUGACUACAGGGUUAGACUAGGUUGUCGUUCUUUUACAGGCUCAUUUUUUGAGUAUUAUGCUGCUGACAUCAGUUAUCCAGUCAGAAAAUUAAUCAAACAAGAUACCUUCAGAAAUAUAUUUCCAAAGCUUUACAAUGAAGACACAAGGGGCCAAUUGCCUGUGACAUCCCACACCAAGAGAAUGUCUUUCCAGAAAAUUCUUCCUGACCGAAUGAAACCUGCUCGGGAUCGUGCUAACAAGAACCUGGUAGACUUCAUUGUCAAUGCAAAAGGAACAGAGGACCACCUCCUGGCCAUUUUAAAGGGCACAAAAAAAUCCAAAUGGCUGAAAGCAUUUUUGCAUGCAAAGACUUUUACACCCUGUAUUGAAACAUAUUUUGAAGAUGAAGAACAACUGGAUGAGAUAGUGAAAUAUCUACAAGAAAUUUAUAAAAAAAUAGACCAGAAGAUGCUAACUCUGAUAAAAGAUGACAAAAUUAAGUUUAUCUUGGAAGUUCUUCUACCAGAAGCAAUUAUUUGCUCAAUUUCUGCUGUUGAUGGCUUAGAUUAUGAGGCAGCUGAGGCAAAGUAUCUAAAAGGCCCAUCCCUUGGCUAUAGGGAGAGAGAAUUAUAUGAUUCCAAAAUCAUAUCUGGAAAGCGGCGGCAGUCACUACGAAAUGAAGCUCAUUAAUUCUGCUGAGAGUUGAAAACAUAAUGAAACCUAGACGACACUUUAGAAAAGUAAUCUUCUAAAUGUUCCAAGAUGUUAAUAUAAAAAUGCAGAAGAAGUUCUUUAGAUUAUAAGGUUUUUGUUUUUAAGAUCUUGAUCUGUAGCUACCACUACAGCCAUCUUUAUUUUCUUGUGCUUCUUCAAAAUAUUUUUGGCAGUUUGAUUUUCUAAUAUAUUUUAGAAUGCAUAAUUCUUAGGCAACUUUAAAGGAAACUACUAUUUUGUUCCAUGAUAUUUUUGUGCCUUUGCUGUAUAGUUAAUAUGUUAUGCACAUUCAGUUUACUAAAACUGUACUGGUGUUAGAUUGUAAGCAAGAGAUUAGAAAAGAUGUCUAAAACAAAUAUCAGUUAUAUAUUUUUGCUCAAGUUUUUGAUACUGAGUUCUCUCUUAAGAUAGCUGAAUUAUUUUUCCUGACAUGCCUAUUUAUUUUUGGGAAAAUAGCUCUAAACCAUAGAACCAAAGAUAAUUAAAGUUUGCUAUAUUGUAUACCUAACCAAAAUUGCUUUUGCAAGAAAACAAUCUAAAAUUAGAAAGCAAAUGGGUUAUCUGCAUGUAAUCUACAUGUAUGUGUGUAUAACAUCUAAGCAUGCAGAAAAUGAUUCUGGUAUCCAUGAACAGAAUUUUUCAUUGUACGCUUCUCUGAACUUACAUUUGAAGGAGUGUCUGUACUUCAGUGCUGAAUAACUGCUUAAAACAGAUAAGCUUCUGGCUAUCUUCAUAAUUAUAGGUAGAUCUUCUUAAUAUAGCUAUUUGAGCACAUGUGUAAGAUGGUUAAAGUCAGUAUGUCAACAGUCUGAUCACUCUUACAGUCCAGGGUUGCUGCUUCAAAGUAUGUCUAGUUUGAUAUAAAGGAGGAAAAGCAAGCCCUGUUCAAAAUCCUGUCUUCAAAUAUAAAGUUAUUUGUCUCAAACCAAGCAAGCUUUAGCAUCUGGCUUAUUUACAGAAUGGUUCCAAUUGGUUUCAACAACAUAAAUGCCAACUGGUAAAUCAUUCCAACCUAUUAGAUGGACCAGAAUCUGGAAAUUUGAAAAAAAAAUGUUACAGCAAAAGUUCUUACUUGUUAUAUAUGGUAGUUAUUCACUAUAUGGUUAUGUAUACAAACUUAGUUGUUCUUGUACUUGAUACAAGUUUUUUUUAUAAGAAAAACUUUAGAAAAGCUCAUAUAUUUAAAAAAAUUUGAUGUGAAAAGAUGUACUAAGGGCUUAACACAAACGUUUCUACAUUUUUACCUCAUAGAGUGGGACAACUUCCACUCUUGGGCUCUUCUUUUGAGUUCAUCUCACAUGGCUAUAUGUUUAUGUACAAUUUGUAAAAUUUUGGUAUUUGAUUUAUAAUAAAACCAUUAUAUUAAAUGUUCAUUUCACUUUAGUUGUAUAGAAACGUUGUGGUGUUUGUAUAAAUUAAUGUAUGUACAAGCAUAUAUAUAUACGCACACACACAAUUUGUUUAAACCUUGUGCUUGUUGUCAUCAUUUAAUUCUUGAUAAAAAAUGUCAUUCUAAA
This is a messenger RNA of Psammomys obesus (fat sand rat), 4065 nucleotides long. It is a transcript of the gene Pwwp3b, whose product is annotated as PWWP domain containing 3B. The record is from RefSeq and is a predicted model, not a curated record. Bases 491 to 2524 code for a protein of 677 amino acids. The transcript has 3 exons. Lineage: Eukaryota; Metazoa; Chordata; Mammalia; Rodentia; Muridae.